AUGGUGAUGCCAUUAAAUUCCCAUUUGAAGGUUGAGAUUGUCUUUUCUUGCAGAAGACUUAUUGGUGUUGGUUGGGAGGAGGAGUUUAUGAAGCAAUGGAAUACUGGAGUUUAUUUCUCUCUUGAGGUUUCAGGAAAUAGCCGGGGCUUUGGAUUCUACACAAAGUGUUUCCCUUAUGGAUAUUACUUGAGAUUGUGCUGGAGCGAUGAUGUUUUUUUUUACUUUCUUGCUCUGACAAGUUUUCGCGCCUAUGUUUUACUACUUCUUUCAAGAAUGGCGAUGCAAAUGGCAAUUUUUGGAACUGAAUGGGCCAUGUCUGCUGCCCCUGAUGAUCUUCUUUGGGGUCCAGUACACAUACAUACAUACAACUAUUUGUCCUUUUUAUCCAAUAAAGCGGAACCUUUUAAUUUUUUCUUUUGUUUCUGUCUGUCCUUUCUUGUUCUCCAAAUCCCUCCGCCGUCCCCCGCCGCCGGAAAAUAUGACAACCAUCGCCGCCAUUUAAGCCCUCCCUGCAACUCCAUUUUUUCCGGCGAGCUUUCAGUUCAUAAAAAUGCAGCGGCAUUCCCUAUUCCUCGCCGUCGUCUUCCUCACCACUGCCGCCGCCGCCGCCGGCCGGAGGCUCCUCCACCAACCCCUCUUCCCGGCGGAGCCGCCGCUUUCCCCCACCGCCACCAUCUCCGACCCACCCUACCCCUCCCCCACCCCCCAACCCCGCCCCAAAUACCCUUUCUCCUCCACCCUACCCCCACCCGACACCACCCCCCAAAACCCCUUCUUCCCUUCCUUCCCCUCCCCGCCGCCGCCGGAAUCCUCCACCCCCUCCUCCUCCUCCGCCUCCUCCACUGCGUUCCCCACUUUUCCGGCCAACAUAUCCUCACUCGUUAUUCCUUCCUCCUCCUCACGCGCAUCCCACGCGCCGGUGAAACUCAUUUCCCUCAUCGUCUCCGUCUCCAUCUUCUCCACCCUCGUAUUCGCUUCCGUCCUCCUCCUCCUCCUCCGCCACCGCCGCCACCGCCACCGCCACCACCCCCUCAAAACCGACAGCCUCCGCCUCUUCCCCCCCGACGCCGCCCCCUCCGACACCGCCGCCGCCGUCGACUCCUCCAAAAAACCCCCGCCGCCGCUCUUCCCCCGCCACACCUCCUCCACUUCCACCUCCUCCGAAUUCCUCUACCUGGGAACCCUAGUCAGCUCUCGCGACGCGGCCACCGCGGCCGCCGCCCCCGACCCCCCAAAACCUCCCCCGCCGCCACCCCAUACCGCCGCCUCGGCUCGCCGGAGCUCCAGCCCCUUCCGCCAUUGCCGCGCCAGCAGUCCCAUCAAAGUCACGUGCUUCGUCACGUGACUCCCUCCCAAAAUGACGACAAAGAAGACGACGAAGAGUUCUUCUCCCCACGCGCCUCCACCGGAAACAACACCAGCCCUUACCGCACCAAAUCACCCCCCAAAACUGCCGUCUCCUCCGCCGGCGGCGGCGGCCAUAUCCGCCUAACCUCCUUAAAUUCCCCCACCUACUCCCUCUCCCCCGACAACAGCCCCUCCGUCGUCCCCAACUCCGGCAGCCCCCAAAGCCUCCUCUCAAAGUCCCCCGAUAGCUCCAUAACAUUUCCGGCGCCGAUCCCCCGGUUCAUCCCCCCACCGCCGGCCCGGGAGCCAAGGGCAUUUUCGCCAUUUUCCCCAUCCUCCACCGACGACUGCGCCACUCGCGACUGCUCCCCCCGCCCUUCCGACUUCUCAAGCGGCACCGCAGCUCCGCCGCCGCCACCUCCCCCUCCGGCCAGGUCCUGGGACAGAGCUCCAGCUCCUGGACCUCCAGAGCUAAUAUCCCCGUCCCUGAAAGCUCCCGUUAAUGGCGAGAAGGGCAAUUUGGUCAAUUCAGGUUCAAAAUCCGAAGAACUAAUAAUUAAGCCAAAGCUGAAGCCCCUCCAUUGGGAUAAAGUUCGAGCUUCUUCGGACAGAGCCAUGGUGUGGGAUCAGUUAAAAUCAAGUUCUUUUCAGGUGAAUGAGGAAAUGAUCGAAACUCUGUUCAUGGCGAAUUCAUCGGCAGCUGCUGCUGCUGCUGCCGCCGGGCGCGACUUUGGCCGGCAACACACGAUCCCAGCAAUGCCGACAACGACGAACCAAGACAACCUCGUGCUUGAUCCAAAGAAGUCCCAAAACAUUGCUAUACUAUUGAGGGCUCUAAAUGUGACUGUUGACGAAGUUUGCGAAGCACUUUUAGAAGGCAAUGCGGACAUUGUCGGGACGGAGCUCCUCGAGAAUUUGUUAAGAAUGGCGCCGACAAAAGAGGAGGAGAGGAAGCUAAAAGAAGACGAGUCGCCGUUCAAAAUUGGGACGGCCGAGGCAUUUCUCAAGUCCGUGCUCGAUAUACCUUUUGCCUUCAAAAGGGUCGACGCAAUGCUUUACAUAGCCAAUUUUGAGUCGGAAGUCGAGCACCUCAAGAGGUCGUUCGACACGCUAGAGUCGGCGUGUAGGGAACUGAAGGGCAGCCGAAUGUUUUUGAAGCUUCUAGAAGCCGUGCUCAAGACGGGGAACCGUAUGAACGUUGGCACCAACCGCGGCGACGCGCAAGCCUUCAAGCUCGACACACUUCUCAAGCUGGUUGACGUCAAGGGCGCAGAUGGGAAAACAACUCUUCUCCAUUUCGUGGUCCAGGAAAUAAUCCGCGCCGAAGGAUUCCGGCUGUCCGACGAAAAACCCGAGCAAUCUUCUCUCCAGGACGAAGUCCAGUUCCGAAAGAUCGGUCUUCAAGUGGUCUCCGGAUUGAGCGGCGAACUCACCAACGUCAAGAAAGCCGCAGCCAUGGAUGCAGACGUGCUCAGCAAUGACGUCGCAAAAUUAGCCGCCGGCAUCACCAAAGUUAACGAAGUCCUAAAACUGAGCGAAAAAGAUGGUGGCGGGAAGUUCUCCGACCACAUGAACGAGUUCUUGAAGCAGGCGGAGGCGGAGAUUGCCCGCGUUCAAGCGCAAGAGAGUAUCGCCGUCUCGACAGUGAAGGAGCUAACCGAGUAUUUCCAUAGCGACUCGGCUAAGGAAGAAGCUCAUCCAUUGCGGCUGUUCAUGGUUGUUCGAGAUUUCCUGACGGUGCUCGACCGAGUGUGCAAGGACGUUGGCAGGAUCAACGAGCGAACCAUGGUGAACUCGGGCAGGCAGAUUCAUUUCCCGCCAAACCCGAAUCUUGCUCCGGUUUUUCUCGGAUUUGGCGAGAGGCAGCAGUGGAGUUCGUCCGACGACGAAAGUCCGUUCUCGGGUUGAUCAGCCUCUGGAUUAUUAUCCGGAAAUCGUUGUUGCCGCCGCCUUGGAUUUUGUCUGACGAUGAACUGAAUAAGGUAUGUUAUCAGUUUGUGUAAAAAAAAACAUCAAAAACAUAUCCCUCCAUAUGUGACUUUACUUUAGUAGAUAUUCGUACAUUUGGGUUAAAUCUUGUAUGUAAUAAUGUAAUAUAUAUGUCCUAAUCGACCAAGUUAGAUAUGAUUAUUGUUUUAUUGGUAUUGAUUCGCGAGUGUCA
Molecule: messenger RNA, 3508 nt
Organism: Andrographis paniculata
Lineage: Eukaryota; Viridiplantae; Streptophyta; Magnoliopsida; Lamiales; Acanthaceae
Product: formin-like protein 15
Exons: 7
Coding region: 1-3255 (1084 amino acids)
Biological process (GO): actin nucleation; actin cytoskeleton organization
Molecular function (GO): actin filament binding
Source: RefSeq, a predicted model, not a curated record